AUGCACUCACAUGGCGCGGAAACCCUAGUAGAAAAUGCCAACAGAGUCUACUACGCCAACCUCUAUGCCAAGGAUCAUAGACACAAGACAUUCCAUGGCUUACACCACCAGGCCUCACACGACGGCCAGCAACUGCUGGGCAAAGAGCCAUGGUGGAAGGCCGGUGUAUUUUAUCAAGUAUACCCUGCCUCCUUCAAAGAUAGCAAUGGCGAUGGUUGGGGAGACAUUCCUGGUCUCAUAUCCAAGCUCAACUACUUAGCCGACCUUGGAGUAGACUGCGUGUGGCUGUCGCCGGUUUUCGACAGCCCCCAACAAGAUAUGGGAUAUGAUGUUCGAGACUAUCAAAGUAUAUACGCACCAUACGGAACCGUCGAAGAUGUAGAUACUUUGACUUCGGAAUGCCACAAGCGUGGGAUGAAACUUAUACUUGACCUUGUGGUUAACCAUACCAGUAUUGAGCACAUCUGGUUCCGAGAAUCACGGUCUAGCCGGACAAACUCCAAGCGUAAUUGGUACAUCUGGAAGCCUCCUCGAUACAACGAAAAAGGCGAGCGCAUCCCCCCUACUAAUUGGCGCGGUUACUUCGCCUGUCCGACCUGGACUUGGGACGAGGCUACCCAGGAGUACUAUCUCCACCUCUAUGCGCCCGAUCAGCCCGAUCUGAAUUGGGAAAACAAAGAGUGUCGUGAGGCCAUCUACGAAGACACGAUGCGGUUCUGGCUUGACCGCGGCGUCGACGGCUUUCGCAUCGACACAGUCAACAAGUAUAGCAAGCGGACCGAGUAUGUCGAUGUACCCGUGACGGACCCUCGAUGGGAGUCCCAGCCCGCGCCAGAAAUGUGGUGCAACGGCCCGCGAAUACACGAGUUUAUCCGCGAGAUGACAGCCCAGGCCCUCGCCCCCUACGGUGCCGUCAGUGUCGGCGAGCUGUCCAACAUGGCCGGGCCGACCGAUGUGCUCCCCUAUGUCAGCGCCGCCCGCCGCGAGCUCGACAUGGUCUUUGAGUUCAGCAUGAUCCGCCUUGGCACCGGCGGCGGCUUCGGUCCCAAAUACAUAUACCGACCGUACACAUUGCCAACACUGAAGGAGCACGUGGCCCGGUUCCAGACCUUCAUCGAGGGCACCGACGGCUGGACGACGGUAUUCUGCGAGAACCACGAUAACGGGCGUGCCGUUUCGCGGUUCGGUGACGCCAGCAGCCCCGGGCUGUGGGCCCGAAGCUCACGCGUUCUUGCCCUGUGGCAGGCCACGUUGACGGGUACGCUGUUCCUGUAUCAGGGCCAGGAGAUCGGCAUGGUCAACAUGCCCGAGACGUGGGGCAUUGAAGAUUACAAAGACGUAGAGAGCCGUAGCUUCUAUGAAGAUGCCUUACAGAGCGGCAGCACCGAGUUGAGGGACCAGACUAUGGACGGACUCAGAAUCUUGGCGCGCGACCACUCGCGGAUCCCGUUCCAGUGGGACGGUAAUUCCAAGCAUGCUGGAUUCAGUGAUGCUGACGAGACCUGGAUGCGAGUCCACGACAGGUACAAGGAUAUCAAUGUCGCAAGGCAGACAGGAGAUCCAGGAAGCGCGUUGGAGUUCUGGAGGCACAUAUUGAAACUAAGGAAGCAUUUCGCGGAUUUGUUCGUGUAUGGCUCAUUUCGGUCGCGGGAAGAUGCAGACUUGAACCGGUAUGUCUACAUUAAGGAAAGUAGCAUCGACAUUCGGGGCAGAGCAGGGGUGAAGAGGAAAGCAUUGGUGAUCAUGAACUGGUCUAAAGAUACCCAAAGCUGCGUGGACGUUCGAGCCGCGUUGGGUUGUCAGGAGCAUGAAGUGCAUCUGCUUAUUACAUCACUAGAUGGUAUUCAGACGAAUGGUGUCGAGACGCAAACGGCUUUGGGGCCUUGGGAAGGGAGGGUCUAUAUCAAUUUCCAGCCUCGGAUAUGA
Messenger RNA from Neoarthrinium moseri, 1926 nucleotides. RefSeq lists its product as uncharacterized. Bases 1 to 1926 code for a protein of 641 amino acids. The record is from RefSeq and is a predicted model, not a curated record. The transcript has a single exon. Gene Ontology annotation, molecular function: alpha-amylase activity. Gene Ontology annotation, biological process: oligosaccharide catabolic process. Lineage: Eukaryota; Fungi; Ascomycota; Sordariomycetes; Amphisphaeriales; Apiosporaceae.